AUGGAGGCCGAAAAUAUGAAGGAAGAAGAUGUCCUCAAUUUCGAAGAAGAAGUCCGCAGUAAACUUGCUCAUCUUGAACAUCUGAUAGCGGACUCCAAAGAUUCAAUAAUGAAAGCCCUGGAAACCAGAGAUACGUCGCCAAAUCGAAGCCACCAUGAAGUCAUCAACGAACACCACCAAAACGGCGCCAAGGAAAUCGCACAGAUUCGCGGAGAAGACAGUAUAAUUGAGGAUAACGUGAACUUCAUGGAAGGAGUGGAAGAACUCGAAGAAUACGAGGAAGAGUCUGAAGAGCAGGAUGUAGAUGGAGAAGAGUCCGAAGAGGAAGAUCACGGUGCAGAGGACGAGAACUUCGUCGAGGAAGUUCACGGCGAAGAUGAGAAUGAGCGCGAGGAAGCGGUUCUUGAAUCGGAAGAUGAGGAAUCCGAGGAAAAUAUGUCAUGGUAA
Molecule: messenger RNA, 447 nt
Organism: Ostertagia ostertagi
Lineage: Eukaryota; Metazoa; Nematoda; Chromadorea; Rhabditida; Trichostrongylidae
Source: the annotation of a GenBank genome assembly